This is a messenger RNA of Poeciliopsis prolifica (blackstripe livebearer), 4862 nucleotides long. Its product is annotated as homeobox protein Meis1. The transcript is spliced from 13 exons. Gene Ontology annotation, molecular function: DNA-binding transcription activator activity, RNA polymerase II-specific; RNA polymerase II cis-regulatory region sequence-specific DNA binding. The coding region runs from base 947 to 2110 and encodes 387 amino acids. Lineage: Eukaryota; Metazoa; Chordata; Actinopteri; Cyprinodontiformes; Poeciliidae. Gene Ontology annotation, biological process: angiogenesis; positive regulation of cell population proliferation; positive regulation of transcription by RNA polymerase II. The record is from RefSeq and is a predicted model, not a curated record.
CAGAUCCUCCGCGCUCCUCCUCGAAGCUCGAGACGCGCACAAACAUCCCCAUUGUGCGCGAAGCGGCCGAGGCGGCUCCACGCGUGCACACGCGACCACCGCGCACACUGCUCCGGCGGACGCGAUCGCGCACCGCCACCGCCGCCGCUCCGGUCCCUCCCUCUCCCCUCUCCAUCCCCCGAGCGCGCGCGCGCGCGCGCAGCAUCGAUCGUGGCUCCUUUAAGAGAGCCCAAGCCAGAAUUAUCACCCCACCUCCUCUUGAUCUUCCUCUAGACGCUUUUGCAUAAGAAAAUCAAGCCGGGAGCCGAGAGUGAUCAAAGAAAACGAGAGGAGAGCUGCUUCGUUUUUUAACGGGCGAUCGUGAACCGUCAGGCGUUGAGGUGGUGCCGAUCCCGUGGAGACGCGCGUCGGAUCCAUCAUUCAUCCGCUACUUUUGACAAGCCCCCCUCGCGUUGUGACUGACAAGUCGGAGUGGCAAGACAGAGAGAAGGAGAGAGGAGAAGAAAAAGAAGGAAAGAAGAAGAAGAAGAAGAAGAAGAAAGAGCCAUGAGAGUGGACAGUUUUGUUUAAAAGGGGGUUUGUUUCAACCCCGCUUUUUUUUUUUUUUUUUUUUUUUUUUUUUUCGGGGGUGGGAAAAAAGGAGCCCCGGCGCCGCUGCCGAGAGGACAGCCGAGGACGUGUAUCCGCCGCGCCCGGGCUGAACUUGCACUGAGAGCGAAGCGGGAGCUGCUUCACCACUCCGUGGAAGAAGAAGAAAAAGAAGAAACAGCAGCAGCAAAGAAGAGCGAAAGACGAACUCGGGAUUUGUGUGCCGAGAGUUCUUCUCGUUUGUUUUGGAUUUCCCUUCUGUCUUGUAUUUUUUAUUUUUUUUUUUAACCCCGCGUCCACCCUGGCCUCAGAGGGGAUUUACCCGAACUGAAAGGACGACCAGGGAGUGAGGAGGGUUAUGGCGCAACGGUACGAAGACUUGCCCCACUACGGGAUGGACGGGGUGGGCAUCCCGACCACCAUGUACGGAGACCCGCACGGCGCCCGCUCCAUGCAGGCGGUGCACCUCAACCACGGACCCCAGCUGCACUCCCACCAGUACCCGCACACGGCGCACACCAACUCCAUGCCUCCCAGCAUGGGCUCCUCCGUCAACGACGCUCUCAAGAGAGAUAAAGACGCCAUUUACGGGCACCCCCUGUUCCCCUUGCUUGCACUGAUUUUUGAGAAAUGUGAAUUAGCGACUUGCACCCCCAGAGAGCCCGGGGUGGCGGGAGGAGACGUCUGUUCGUCGGAAUCUUUCAAUGAAGACAUAGCGGUGUUUGCAAAGCAGAUCCGGGCAGAAAAGCCUCUGUUCUCGUCAAACCCGGAGUUGGAUAAUCUGAUGAUUCAAGCCAUUCAGGUUUUACGAUUUCAUCUUCUGGAGCUGGAGAAGGUACACGAGCUGUGUGAUAAUUUCUGUCACCGGUACAUCAGCUGCUUGAAAGGCAAGAUGCCCAUCGACUUGGUGAUAGACGACAGAGAGGGGGGCUCCAAGUCAGACAACGAGGAAAUCACAAGAUCGGUGGCGUUGGACCAGACAUCCUGGAACAGAGACCACGACGACACGGCGUCCACGCGCUCCGGAGGCACGCCGGGGCCGUCCAGCGGCGGACACACGUCUCACAGUGGGGACAACAGCAGCGAACAGGGUGACGGCCUGGACAACAGCGUGGCUUCGCCGAGCACGGGCGACGACGACGACCCGGACAAGGAGAAGAAGCACAACAAGAAGAGAGGGAUUUUUCCUAAGGUGGCCACCAACAUCAUGAGAGCGUGGCUCUUCCAACACCUAACGCAUCCCUACCCCUCAGAAGAACAGAAGAAGCAGCUGGCGCAGGACACAGGACUCACCAUCCUACAAGUGAACAACUGGUUCAUUAAUGCGCGGAGGAGAAUAGUGCAGCCCAUGAUCGACCAGUCGAACCGUGCAGUAAGUCAAGGAGCUCCCUACAAUCCAGAUGGCCAGCCAAUGGGUGGCUUCGUCAUGGACGGCCAGCAGCACAUGGGAAUCAGACCACCUGGGCCGAUGGGUGGAAUGGGGAUGAACAUGGGCAUGGAAGGUCAGUGGCACUACAUGUAGCCCAACCCGAGUCUGACCAAUCACAACGCAAUGGGGGAUAGCUGGAGGGGAAUCGUGUGUCUCCCAGAGGCCCGUGGAGCUCAGGAACGGCACACCUCGACUUCCCGACGCCAGAAACCAACGAAAACAAGACUCCGGAUUCAGCGACCGUUUCAUCCAGUCGACGCCCGUCACCCGGACGUCUUCCAUGGCUGCCUCCAAUCUUUCCACCGGAAUCGAACUGAUGCUGCGCUGAUCAAAUUUCGGCCAAGUACAGGAGGAUCUGACUCCUGAAAGAAUGCCGCUUCUUCUUCUACUUCUUCUUUUUCUUCUUCUUGUUCUCUGGUUGGCACAAGACUUCAGUCCCUUUGCUGCUGCCCAGUCGCCCCACGCAGAUUCCUCCAUCGAAGUGAUUGUGAUUGACUCUUUUCGGGCGAUUUGCCUGCACCUCUGGCGAAUGUGCUGCCCGGUUGAUCUAUUCUCGAUUCUUUUGAGGGCAAAUGUUGAGACUUCUUUUUAAGAGGAGCGCUCUACUCUUUGGGACGGAGGAUGUGGACCAAAGAGAAGCCAAUGUCUGUAAAGGACAGGAGGAGGUGCCCUUUAAAAAAAAAUAAUAAUAAAAUGAAAAGAUACAGUGGAUUGAGACCUGGAUGGAGAGAUGGCGAGAGUGAUGAAAUUAAAAAGUGUAAAACUAUAUCAAGCCCUAGUUUGGGAAGUGAGUUGAGAAAGAAAAUAUACUGUAUACUGUUGUAAAAUUACGCUGGACUCUCACAAGAACUGGGAAACUAAGUAUUGUAAAUGCUAUUGUAUUGUUCUGCAUAUUAUGUUGUUUCUAAUAGAUUUUUUAAAAAAGGAUGUGAACUUUUUUCUCUUUUUUUCUGGUUUCUUUACAGAUUCUCUUAAUUGUGAGCGUGCGCAUGUGUGUGUGUAUGUGGGUGGGUGGGUGUGUGUGUGUGUGUGCGCGUGUUGGCAUGCGCCGUCCCCAACAAAUCUGCCCUCUUCAACCUCCAGCCCCAUUGAACCACGUUGCGUUUUUAUUUUGAGAUCAAAGUAAAAUCCCGGGUCUGCACUUUUUCACAACCUUUUUGUGGCGUAUCAGAAAGGUCGGCGAUCCAGGCGUUGGUUUUGCUCAUUUUUAUUUUUAAAAAAAACCUUUUUGCCACUCCUCAGGCUUUCUCGCGGACCUAGAAGAUGCAGAUGUUUCCAUCAAUUUGGCUGCACUUCUCUUGCCUCCAAUCUAUGCCACUUCUGCUGGUUUCGACCAGACGGACGAAGUUUUCCCCCACCGUCCCGUUUUCCACUGCUUUCAUUUUGUACAUGUGAAGGAUGGGGAGAUCCUCUUAGUGUCAUCGUGGUGAUGCACGCUAAGACAUUCUUCACAGUUGAUGGGGAAGCUGCAAGAAUAACCCAGAAGACAUGUUUUUUUGUCCACCUGUAUCCAAUUGAAUGUCUUUUCCAGGGUCUUAUUGGUGCGUUUGAUGUCACUCGCUUUCGCGCACCCAAUGGAUUUUUCUCCCUCUCGUGAUUUGUUGCAGAUGUUUUGGGGAAACAUUUAUGCCACGGUCCACUCGUGUUUUUUUUUUUUGCUUUUAUUUUUAACUAGCUUGGUUUAAUGCUGGUCAACAGACAGGAGAGAAUGUAAAAGCAACACUAAAAACUGCUGGGUUUAAAACAGCCCAGUCUGGGUUACUUUGCUAACCCGUUUCUGGGUCCAACAUUAAUCCAUUCUAAUGCACGCGUCUUCUUGCUUUCAAUAAAAAAAAAUGCCUUCGUGGAGACAAAAUAAUCAUGUGUGUAUUAAGCUGAAGUGCAUUCCAGCAUUUCUGGCUUGCUGAUUUUUUUCUACUGGCUGUUUUGUGCUGAAAGUAAAAAAAAAAAUUCUCGUACAUAAAAGUCAGAAGCAUCAAAACAUCACUUACUAUAUAUGAGACUAUAACAUGUAGUCUUAAUAGUGCCUCUAAGUUCCUUAUCUCUAAAUAUAAACCAUCCAUUCGGUUUACAACAAGGGUAAAGCUACUGAAGAAGGGAUGAAUAGAGUGACCAACUACCAGGAAUGAUAAAGACUUAAUAUUUAAUCUAAAAUGCAUCAUUUUUCAGUUCACUAAAAUUCAGUGAAAAUUUAAUGUCAAAAAAGUUGCGAUCUUUAGACAUUUCACUGACAAACACUUGAAUUUGGAUGGGAAAAGUUACACUUAGUGUACUUUACGACCGAUUGUUCAGUUGAAGUUUAAGUCUUGCUCUGGCUAGCGCUAGCUCCCUGGCAUGUAUAAGGCUCGUUUUGUUUUCUAGUGUGAACUAAAGUUCACAACACAAUUAUUGUUUUUACUCAGCAACAUUUUAACCGUCUCGUUCCUCCCUUCAUCCUGUUUGAGGAGGAUUGUUGAAGUCCGGUCAGGUCGGUGUAUUCAAAAUGGCGACUGUUGAAGAACGACGAGGCUCCUUUUGGUCUCUUCACUCACCAAACUCUGCAGCUACGACUACCUAACAUCUGUCCCAACAGCAUAGGGCUAAAAGAAAAGCCCAGCAGUUUUUACGUGUGCUGCAUGUGUGGAACAGUAUUGAUGUGACUGGGAACAUGUGUGUGUCGUAGAGAGCGGGCGCGCGUGUGUGAGUGUGCGCUAUCAAUGCUCCCACUCUCCAUUGCUUCAGACAUGUAUGACGCCCAUCUUUUCAAAUUCCUUUGAAGACAAAGUCAUGAGUCGUAUGCUUUUACUUUGAAGGGUAUAUGUGUACAUGUGUGUUGUAAAUAAAUACUUUUCUUCAAAUAACACAA